Daucus carota subsp. sativus is the source of this 1102-nucleotide messenger RNA. RefSeq lists its product as uncharacterized. The coding region runs from base 152 to 979 and encodes 275 amino acids. Lineage: Eukaryota; Viridiplantae; Streptophyta; Magnoliopsida; Apiales; Apiaceae. The transcript has 2 exons. The record is from RefSeq and is a predicted model, not a curated record.
UAACUUGGUAGCUCUAUGAAUAUCUACAAUCCCACGACUCUAUCUUGUCAACCUAGUUUUAAUAUCUUAAUGUUGAUUAGUUUCAUGGUAUUAUAUCAGAACACAUCAAUCCUCAUGUGGGUCUCCAGGCUCCAGCUAAAUUUUGGUGACGAUGGAGUUCAUUGACGUGUCUUCGACGACUUCCCAUAGAGAACCGCCCGAGCCUGAAGACCUUUUGGAAGAAUGUUGGUUCUUUGGCAACUUGUUCGUGGAUAGUAAAUCAAAGAUGUCGAACUCCUCUGCUGAUCUUGGUCCUUCAUCGAAUUGCAAUACUCAGGGAGAGAUGUCAGUUACCAGAAGUGAAGGAUCUCAGACGAAAGGAGAUGACUUUGAUCUUCGGAAGCUUGCAAGAGCACCAUCUCUGCCAAGCUACAUGGAACCAAAGGUAGACAUGUUUGAUCAAGGAAAAGAUGGUUCCAGAGGAAGUAACUCAAGACCCCAAAAUAAUUUGACUCGAGAACAAUCAUUACCAGCUUGUUUCGGAAGGCAAGAAGAAGAUGAAGAUGAAGAUGAAGAGAGUGAAUUUAUGUUGGGCAGAUUGAUUAGGCAAGCCUCUGUUAAGUCUUCCCAUGUCUUGCCUCCAAGACAUGACUCAAAGAGCUUAUCAAAAAAUUCUCCAAGAAAGACAACAGAUGAGGUCGAAAGCAACAAUACGGGUAUAAGAGGUCGAUAUGUCAGUGACGGAACCAAGAUAAGAAGAAGCAGAAGUGAUAUUCCUAGGAAAGAAUUAAGAAGUUUUAAGACCUUGGCCUCUGUUGAAGAAGAAUGCAGAGACGAAACUAAAGAAAAAAUGACAAACAAGUAUUCUCCUAGGAUUCUGAACUGGGGCGAUAAUGAGAAGAGAUCAUCUCAAGAUAUGAAGUCAGAAAUCAAGUUCUGGGCUAGAGCUGUUGCAUCAAAUGUGGCUUCCCCAAGCCCUUUGAUAGUUAAUCGAAACUGAAUGUUCAUUAGUAUUUGAUCGAACAACUAGUAGAUAAAAUUUUCAGUUCAACUAUUGCAAAAUAAGUUGUAUUGGAUUCUUUGCAUAUUUAUGAUAAUAAUUGAAUAGUUGUGUUUUAUGAAA